AUGCGCUCUUUUGCGUUCCUGUUGGCCAUUGGCCUGUUUGGUGUUGAUUCUGCGCUUGCUGGUCCCUGCAAGCCUCGUGCUUCCACUAUGGAUGCAGCGACCUCUACUUCGAUUGAUUCGACGAUGCAAUCUAUCACAACCACUGCAGGAGAGACCACUACCGUGGCAUCGUCCGAAACACUGACCGAGACUGUCGCAACCACAGUCGCUUUGGAUACCACCACCGCAAUCACCAUAACAGCAUCUGAGACCGAAACAACCACCACCGCAUCCGAGGCUGUAACAACAACCGCAGAAGUGACCACUACUGCUCCCUUAGCAACCCCUACCUUUACCAUAGUUGGUGGCGGCGGCUCAGUGAGCGGCUCUCCCAUCAAAGGCACUGGCCAAGAUGGGAGUGUCAUGUUAUUCAACCCUGAAGGAGGGAACGCCCGUACCCGAACGUUCACUCUUGACCCUAAAACUGGCCGAUUGCGAGACAAGGAUACUGGGAUUUCCAUUUGCGCUUACUAUGGCCUUGCCAACUCACCCUCAGACCCAGCUUACUUUUCAUUUUGCCAAAAUGGCAACAUUGGCCCUAACUUGGCCUACGAAUAUCUCACCUGCGACAUAGUCGACGGCAAGCUUGCUUGUACAUCCCCACGGGGUUCUUGCCCAAUGGAUGACGAUGGGAACUUUUUAGGUUGUUUCACUGAUCCCGCCGGUGGUAUGAACAAUCAAUUUUACUACCAGUAUAAGGCUGGAGCUGGGUACUAUCUGUUUAUUUCCAGUGGUAAUCCAAGCGGCUAUACGCCUGUCGAUAUCAUUGCCCAGAAUGCCUGA
This is a messenger RNA of Fusarium poae, 822 nucleotides long. RefSeq lists its product as uncharacterized. The record is from RefSeq and is a predicted model, not a curated record. Bases 1 to 822 code for a protein of 273 amino acids. NCBI's taxonomy places the organism in Eukaryota, Fungi, Ascomycota, Sordariomycetes, Hypocreales, Nectriaceae. The transcript is spliced from 2 exons.